Messenger RNA from Drosophila hydei, 2817 nucleotides. RefSeq names its product protein transport protein Sec24B (gene Sec24AB). Bases 1 to 2817 code for a protein of 938 amino acids. The record is from RefSeq and is a predicted model, not a curated record. Gene Ontology annotation, cellular component: endoplasmic reticulum exit site; COPII vesicle coat. Gene Ontology annotation, molecular function: SNARE binding; zinc ion binding. Lineage: Eukaryota; Metazoa; Arthropoda; Insecta; Diptera; Drosophilidae. The transcript has 9 exons. Gene Ontology annotation, biological process: intracellular protein transport; endoplasmic reticulum to Golgi vesicle-mediated transport; COPII-coated vesicle cargo loading.
AUGCAAAGCAUGAACCUGAAUCCCAUUAACGGGCCCAAUCCUGGGCAAUCCCUGGCGCGUAGGGAUUACCGUGGCGUUGCCUCGAGUCAGCCUAGUUCUGCGCAGCAAUUGCAGACAAGUGCUGCGAAUACUUUGCUGGCAGCGAGUGGACCGGCGCCAAGUCUGCCAAAUCCCAUGGCUGUACCAUUCAACGCCAACGUGCCCAGCAACAAGAGUCCGGCGAGUGUAUUUGGUGGCGUGGCGACAGCACCCAAAUUGGUCACUAGGCCACCAACCGAGCAAAAACUGCCAUACGGCGUCCCAGCGCCAACGGCAGCUGGGCCGGAACCAAACAACAAUGCACCACGUGCAGUGCAGCCAACGAUGCCGCCAACAGCGCAACGACCGCCGCUUUGGCAGCCAGGCGUUGCUGCCAUGCCCGCCAAUAGCAUAAUGCAGAGUGCUUUGGGAAAUUCACAGGGAUUUAUGCCGCCUCCGCUGCCAGCAAGUCAAAAUGUGCCAUCACAGCAGCAGCAGUUACCUGCUCCUGGAAUGUUCGGAGCACAGCAGCAACAGCAUGGAAAUGCACCGCUGCAGUAUCAGGCGCAGAAUGUGCAGCAGCAGCCGCUGAGCGUGGCACAGCAGGGUUUCAGUCGACUGUGGGGUCAAGACACCAUUGAUCUGAUGCAAAACAGGCAUAUUCUAUCGCCGGCUACGAUUGCACCUCCAAAGGUUGUACUGCACAAUCAAUUCCACGAGUCCAUCAACUGCAGUGGAAGCAUUAUACGCUGCACCCUGGCAAAAAUCCCGGAAAGCAAUUCGCUGCUACAGAAGUCACGGCUGCCAUUGGGCAUUGUCAUUCAUCCAUUUCGUGACGUUAACAGCCUGCCUGUGAUACAGUGCGUCAAUAUUGUGCGUUGCCGCCUGUGCCGCACGUACAUUAAUCCCUUUGUCUACUUUGUGGACAGCAAAAUGUGGAAAUGCAAUCUCUGCUAUCGCGUCAAUGAGCUGCCCGAGGACUUCCAGUUUGAUCCGGCUACAAAGACCUACGGUGAUGUGACACGACGACCCGAGGUGCGGUCCAGCACUAUUGAAUUCAUAGCCCCAUCGGAGUAUAUGUUGCGUCCACCACAGCCGGCGAUGUACUUGUUCCUGUUCGAUGUGUCGAUCAUAGCGCAGCAGAGCGGCUAUCUGGAGACAGCUUGCUCAGUGCUCAAUCGCCACUUGGAUGAGAUGCCGGGCGAUGCGCGCACCCAAGUGGGUUUCUUAUGCUACGAUAGCUUUGUGCACUUCUACAGCAUGGCCGAGGGCCUGAAUCAACCGCACGAGAUGACUCUGCUGGACAUUGAUGACCCCUUCCUGCCGCGCCCAGACAGUUUGUUGGUCAAUCUCAAGGAAUGCAAGGAACUGGUUAGGGAUCUGCUGAAGCAGCUGCCCAAACGUUUUGCUCACACCCACGAUCCUGGCUCGGCACUGGGCGCGGCCCUCCAGGUGGCCUUCAAGCUGAUGCAAGCAUCGGGCGGUCGUAUAACGGUAUUUCAAUCGUGCCUUCCCAACAAGGGACCCGGAGCGCUGGAAGCGCGCGAAGAUCCCAACAAUCGUUCGGCCAAAGACGUGGCACAUCUGAACCCAGCGACUGACUUCUAUAAGCGUUUCGCUCUCGAGUGCUCCGGCUAUCAGAUUGCAGUCGAUCUGUUUCUGAUGAACCAACAGUAUAGCGAUAUGGCCACCAUAUCUGGCGUUAGCAAACACAGUGGUGGUUGUGUGCAUCAUUUUCCCCUGUUCCAGAAGACCAAACAGCAUAUGGUGGACUCUUUUAAGCAGUGCUUCAAGCGCUAUCUCACCCGCAAGAUUGGCUUUGAAGCUGUGAUGCGUUUACGUUGUACACGCGGCCUGCAGGUGCACACAUUCCAUGGCAACUUCUUUGUGCGCAGCACGGAUCUAUUGUCGCUGCCCAAUGUUAAUCCGGAUGCGGGCUAUGGCAUGCAAAUAUCGUACGAGGAGAGCCUCACCGAUGUGAAGACUAUUUGCUUCCAGGCCGCGUUGCUCUAUACGAACAGCGAGGGUGAACGACGUAUACGUGUCCAUACCAUAUGUCUCCCGGUGACUGCUUCCCUGCCCGAGGUAAUGCAUUCUGCUGACUCGGAAGCUAUUAUAGGAUUGCUCUCCAAAAUGGCCGUAGAUCGUUCGACAGCGUCGAAUCUAUCGGAUGCAAGGGACGCCUUUAUCAAUGCGACCAUCGACGUGUUCAAUGCAUUUAAGAUUGCACAAAAUCUUCCCUCCGGCCAGAGUGGUCAAUUGAUAGCACCACGCAGCUUGGCCCUUCUGCCGCUUUACAUUCUGGCGCUGCUCAAGCAUCCCGCAUUUCGCGUGGGCACCAGCACGCGUCUGGAUGAUCGCGUCUUUGCCAUGGAUAGCAUGAAAACGUUGCCACUGGACCAGCUCAUGAAGUACAUCUAUCCCGAGCUGUACAAAAUAGAUGCACUCGUCUACCAUGUGCGCAACUCUAACAUAAGCUUAACACAGGACGAAGAUUACGAUGAUGACGAGCUGCUGCCUGAAAUGCAACGUCUUCAAUUGUCCGCGGAGCAUCUGGACUCGCGCUCGAUAUUCCUGAUGGAUUGCGGCACGCUGAUAAUGCUCUAUGUGGGUCUUAAUGUACCCACAGAUGUGUUGGAAGCUUUGCUGGGCAUUCGUUCGACUGCAGAACUACCCGAUUAUGUAUAUGGUUUGCCAAACGUUGUCAGCGCCGAGAGUGAUGCUCUGAAACGUUUUAUGUUGCGUCUGAAUUACGAUAAACCCUAUCCGCCUUUAGUGCAAAUUAUCAGGCAAGCCUAA